AAUAAACAAUACAAACAUUGACUGCAAUGACAGUGCAAUGCAAAUGCUAUUUGAAAGACACGUCACGUCAAAGAUUUGAUCCCAAAAGAGUUGCUGAGAACUAACUGACAGUUCAACAACUGAUUCGACUAAUAAAGAUCCGACAAAAUGGUUUUGAUGACAAUGAUUGCCCGCGUGUCCGAUGGACUACCGCUGGCCGCGUCCGUUCAGGACGACCAACAGAUUGGUCGGUCUGUUCUCGAGUACCAAAAUCAGGCGAAGAUGUUGUUCCGCAAACUGAAUGCCCAGUCGCCGCCGCAGAUGACCAUCGAAACCGGACAGUAUCUGUUCCAUUAUCUCAUCGACAGUCACGUCUGUUAUCUGAUACUAUGCGACAAAUCAUUUUCCAAGAGACUGGCGUUUAGCUAUUUAGAAGACCUGCAAAACGAAUUCAAGAACCAAUACGGUUCGCGUGUCCACACGGUUUCCCGACCGUACAGUUUCAUUGAGUUCGAUAAUUACAUUCAAAAGGCCAAGAAGUCCAUAAUGGAUGCCAGAGCCCGAAGAAAUCUCACACAAUUGAACACUGAAUUACAAGAUGUCCAGAAAAUUAUGGUCCAAAAUAUCGACGACGUCCUGCAGCGUGGACUAGCCAUCUCCGAAUUGGAUAACAAGGCCAGCAAUUUGUCGUUAUUAUCACAAAAGUAUAAAAAGGACGCCCGAUAUCUGAACAUUCGGGCCACUUAUGCGAAGGCCGCGGCCGCCGGUGUUAUUGUUUUUGUCUUUGUUCUCUACUUUUGGAUUCUAUAAGAUUAUUAUAUUAUAAUUAUUAUUAUUAAUAUUUAGUUUUAAUAAUAUAUAAAUUUACAUAAAAAUAUUUUUAAAGAGAUAUUUGCAUCGGCUUUUAGAUGUUAACCGAUUAACUAUGGUAUCGAUUUAGUAGUGUUUUAUUAUUAUUAUUAUUGUUGUUGUUUUGUGGACCAAAUAAUAAGUAGUAUUGUUUAUCACACACACUCAUAGCUCUUAAAUAGCUUCAAUAACUUCACCAUCAAAUUAAUUAUAUAUAUAUUUAGAUUUAGUUGAUCUUAUUAGUUGUGUUUGGAAAACAACGCCAAAAAACUACCAGUCCUUUAGUACUACUGGUUGUAAAUUGUCUGAAAGAUAGUGUGUGUGUGUUAUUAUGAUAGUUAUAAUAACAUUUAG
Molecule: messenger RNA, 1182 nt
Organism: Oppia nitens
Lineage: Eukaryota; Metazoa; Arthropoda; Arachnida; Sarcoptiformes; Oppiidae
Gene: Sec22
Product: vesicle-trafficking protein SEC22b-B-like
Exons: 5
Coding region: 148-789 (213 amino acids)
Biological process (GO): endoplasmic reticulum to Golgi vesicle-mediated transport; vesicle fusion with Golgi apparatus; retrograde vesicle-mediated transport, Golgi to endoplasmic reticulum
Cellular component (GO): Golgi membrane; endoplasmic reticulum membrane; ER to Golgi transport vesicle membrane
Molecular function (GO): SNAP receptor activity
Source: RefSeq, a predicted model, not a curated record